This is a messenger RNA of Mugil cephalus (flathead mullet), 682 nucleotides long. Its product is annotated as myelin-oligodendrocyte glycoprotein-like. The transcript has 5 exons. Bases 197 to 682 code for a protein of 161 amino acids. Lineage: Eukaryota; Metazoa; Chordata; Actinopteri; Mugiliformes; Mugilidae. The record is from RefSeq and is a predicted model, not a curated record.
AUCGACACAUAGAGCCUCCCGCAGGCAGAUCCUCCACGUCAUUUAGAAGUUUUUAUAUUAUUUGAAACAAAAGCUGAAUCUAACAGAUGAAACCUUGUUCAUAAUCUGGAGCUGGUUGAGGUCAGUGGUUGGUGGAUGAUUUCCAGACGUGUUUAAUGACAGAAACGUCACUCAGCAGGACUCUCUGAUUCUUCAGAUGGAAGGUCUGUUCCUUCACUUCCUGCUCAGAACCAUCACCAGUUUGGUUUUCUGUCUCCUCCUGACUCACUGUUCUAGAGGUCAGUCUGAGUCAGUGGAUUCACUUCAACCAAUUAUAGCAAGAGUUGGUGAUGACGUUGUUCUACCGUGUCAAAUCAAACCUUCAGUGGACGUUUCUGAAGCAACGUUGGAGUGGAAGAGGUCGGAGCUCUACGUCCUGGUGUGGCGAAAUGGUGCAGACCUUACAAUGCAAAAAGAUCCGUCCUACAGAGGAAGAACAUCUCUGUUCCCUGAUCAACUGAAACAUGGAAACGUUUCCCUGAAACUCUCUAAUGUGAAGCUGUCUGAUAAAGGAACUUACAAAUGUUACGUUGUAGAGAUAAAUAGAGAGAUGUUUGUUGAGCUUGUUGUUGCAUCAGCUCCUGUCUCCUCACCCGUCAUCAGUUUAUCAGGGAUGGACAGAGACAUUCUACUGAUGGGAUGA